Messenger RNA from Drosophila ananassae, 6064 nucleotides. RefSeq names its product folliculin-interacting protein 1. The record is from RefSeq and is a predicted model, not a curated record. NCBI's taxonomy places the organism in Eukaryota, Metazoa, Arthropoda, Insecta, Diptera, Drosophilidae. Bases 1012 to 5361 code for a protein of 1449 amino acids. Gene Ontology annotation, cellular component: cytoplasm. Gene Ontology annotation, molecular function: ATPase inhibitor activity; protein-folding chaperone binding. The transcript is spliced from 7 exons.
GUGAGCUGCGGCCAACUUCACGUUGCAAAAUACUGUUGUUUGUGUUUGUAAAUAAAGGCCAAACAGAGUUCGGGAAACUCGACUCGAAACCAACCUUUAGACCAGAAUGUAACACCUCGAAAACGCAAACAACAUAAGCCACAAAGUGUUCAGUUGAAAUAAGAGAAGCAAGUGAGCGAACGGCAAGCAAACAAGUGAGAGACAGCGAAAAGUGGUGGGCAGGAAGUGGGAAGUGCGAUGUAUGACAACAAACGAGGCGACGAAAAAAGAAAAAAGUGUGUAUUGGCCAAGCCAAGCUCAAGAAAAGGUUAAAAAAGUUAGCAACAAAAAGCAGCAUUUUGCUCUCACACACACACAGUCGGCGACGGCGUCGGCGGCGGGGCUCCACGACGCUCGCCCUCACACUAAAUCGGCCGUACAUAUCUCUCGAAAAAAAAAACUUUUUAAAGCGGACGCCAGCGUUUUGGUUCUCAUUUCGUUGAAACGGUGAAACGGUAAAGAACCUGUCGCUUGUCGGAUAGAAGCGAUUUCCGCCGUUCAGCAAAAAUAGCUUUAUUUUUCUAUUAAAACGAGUGUGUGUGUCGUCUAUGUGUGUGUGGCUUUUUUAUGCAUCAGAAGAGAUCAUCAUUUGCCAAAAAGCAAGAAAGCAAGCAAGCAAGAAGAAGAGAAAGAAGAAGAAGCAGUAGUAGCUGAAAAAUACGUAAAAGAAAAGUGCAAAGCGAAAGUUCGUUUGUGCAGCAUCCGCCUGCUCGCUCGAGUAACGGUAACGCCUCCCCCUUAAAGCCUCUGCAACCGGGUCGCCGUCGCUCUCUCUCUCACUCACUCUCUCUCUCUCUGUUCCACCAACACAUUCCACGGAAAGCGAAAAGCGCGUGUGUGUGCCUGGGUGUGUGUGUAUGUGUGUGAUUUCCUUAAGCGAUUUCCAUUUCAAUAUUUUUCAAUUCCCAAUAAAUUGUGUUCGGACACUGGCCAGAUGUGUUUAUUAAAUGAUUGCGCACACUGUAUGUUAUUAUGGCCUUAUUGAAUAAACUCUUCUUCCCGUCGGCACCAACACCACCCGCAGCAGCAGCAGCAGCAACAACAACAGCAUCUGCGGCAACGUUAAUUAAUAGCCAAACAACAGCACCCACAUUGCCGGCACGUACGAAUCACGCCUCUGCCGCGGUCGGCGUUGCUCAGUCGGCCACCCCCUCAGUCGGCGGCGGCAAUAGUUCGUCGUCCGCAAAAGCUACAAAACAAACUUCGCGAAAUUAUCUAAGUCGAUUCCCUUUCGAGGGCAGCCAGGUGCGAGUUCUGCUCUACAAGGAGGAUGAUAGCCGGCGGCUGCUCUUCGACUCCAAUGCCCUGCAGAAGGUGACGCACAGGGACGCAUCUUCCGCAUCUGGAUCUGCAUCGGUGACCUCCUCGUCAGCCUCGUCAGUGAGUGGUGGUGGCGGAAAGUUCGUCAAAAAUGAAAAGUACACAUCGCUGCAAAAUGGCAAAAUCCAGGCCAAGGCACAUUCCACCAAUGGCACCAAUUUCAUCGACGUGUGUGCGGAGUACGGCUUCAAGCACAAUCGGCCAAACGGUGACGACAUCACACCGCUGGGCGAGAUGGUGUUCGGCUCGUUGCCGAUGUCCUUUUGCGGCACGGCCCUGAAGGUUCACUGGCUGCCGGAACCGGCACGUAUCCUAUGCUCUCAGGUGUAUCUGACGCCCACGAAUAAUGGAGUGUCUGGUUCCCGAGCCGAUCACUCGCCCUACUCCACUCUGUCCACCGGCAGCUUGGCGACACCUCGCACCUCCAUCUGCAGCGAGCACGGCUCCAUGGACGGACUGUCGAUGAACUCGUUCUCGAUGCCAUUCAGUGUCAGUGUGGGCCGGCAGAUGAGCUUGACGCCACCGCUGGAUGUUCCGGUGGCGCCGUCGGAUCAGCAGUCGCUCUCCAUUCAUUCAGUCGACUCCAGUGGUCCUCGAUUCUCCUCCACCUACAGCACGGCCACGGACUCGGGCUACUCUGCCAGCGGGAGUGGCAGUGGAACUGGCGGAGAUCAGUGGUCGUACCAGUCCACGCGCAGCAGCUUGGGCAGUGUUCUAUCCGAUCAGUCGGAUGCACUGCGAAAACUAAGCGUGGACUCGGCGUGCUACACCGGAUCAUCGCCCUACCUGGACGGAUUUGCCAGCGACGGCUGCCUGCAGCGACGAAUCUCGCGCAACUUGCGCACCUCCUUUGAGAACGAGCAUUCCAAGAACGAUUUUAUCGGCUUCCUAAGCGACAACUACCCCACAGUUCCCACGGCUGGUGGUGUAGGCGUCGGCGGUGGCAGCGAGGGCGGCGGCAUGGCUCCGCCCCAGUAUAGACGGGCCAGUUACAGUGCGAAUGAGACGCGCAGCAAUCCGGAGAUGGGCAGGCGGCAGGCCAAUCUCCGCCGCCGGGCCAAACUCGGCUUGGCCGUGUGCAUUUCGAUGAGCGAGUCCUUCGAGGAGGAGAUGGAGCUCUUCUGCAGCGAGCACAUUGCCCUGCUGGAGUCCAUGCUCAGCCGGCUGAGGGCCAGCACGGAACAUGCCUACAUAAAUCACAAAAACUUUCUGCAGAUCAUGUUCCAGGCCUGGCAGGACACACAGCAGUGGUUCAGCGACCUGUUCACCGCUCCGCGCAUCAAGACCCCCGUCUGGCUGAGCAUCACCACCAGCGGCAGCAAGUACUCCAAGACGGUGGCCGAGCGCUUCAUCAAGGAACUGUGCGAUCUGCUCUCCUUCGCCGACACCAAGGACUCCAAUUUCUUUAUUAGCACCAUGUUGACCGGCAUUCUCACCCACCACCUUGGCUGGGUGGCCACAGUGUCCGCAUUCAACAGCGCUGGUCGCCGGCGAUCGGAGAUCGCCUCGUCGGCUUCCUCGGCGGCUAUCGAGCAGCGGGCGAAGCUCCAGCAGGUGGCCCAAAAGCAUCCCUAUAACGCACUGUGGGCGCAGCUGGGCGAUCUGUAUGGGGCCAUUGGGAUGCCGCCCAAGCUGGCACGCACCAUUGUGUGUGGUGCGGAGAAACUGUGGGUGGAGAAGCUGCUCAAUGUGCUCACCUACUUCAUUCGCUGCAGCGAGGUGCGACGUGCCGCCAAGCGGGAGGACUUCAACAAGCAACUCAUCAACGAUCUGGUCUCACAGAAUCAGAAUCAAACCCAGCCGGGCAACCAGGAGCGCCACAAAAGUCCACCAACCCAAAUGCGAGGACUUAGUCGGGCAGCCACCUGCAAACAGAACCUAAAUGCCAUUGCGGAUGAUGGGGACAUCGAAUGCAACCCGAACGAGUAUGGGCUGGAGGGAGAACUGGUGAUAGACUCCGGUGAUGGGAUGCAGACUCUAAAGAAGAACGAGAUUCCCACGGUGCUGGCCUUCAGGGACUCGCAUUUUGUGCAGCAGGAGCUGCGUAUCGGUAACUAUCUGAUGGACACGGGAAUCGAGAAGAAAACUUUGCUGGCGCGGCAGGCGCAACAGUACUUCCACACGGGAAAGGACGGCCGGAUCCGUUUAACCGUGACGACACCGGAUAAUGUGGAACUUUGCAUGGAGGAGGAUCAAUCCAGUGGCACCACCGGAUCCGUGGGGACUGGCUCCGUGGAUGAUGGUGCCAUCGAGGCUAUAGAGUUUGAUGAGAACGAGGAAGCCCCGCCCAAGAAGAACAUCUUCUGGAACAUGGCGAGCGUUAAGGAAGGUCUCAGUCUCAGCGACUUUGCCAAGUUGCAGCAAGGUAUCCGUAUCAUCAACCGAAAGUUGGAUCGCCGCUGCAGCAGUUAUUCGGUGGAAGGGAUUCCGGAUCAACUGAUAAAGGCACCAGGAGGUGACUUUGAACCGCUGACCCACGAGCGACGGGCCUCGCACUUAUCGCUCUCCGAUCUGAUAACCCAGAACAGUAUGGGCAAGAGCGAUCGCAUGACCUGGGGCAUUGAGCCCAUAAAGGAGAACGUGAGCUUGGAGGAGCAGAUCCACUUUGACCACUGCCACAAGCUGAUAGAACGGGAGCACGGAAUAUGCAGACAGCAGUCGGCCGACAAUGGCAAUGGCGUAGUGUUCGUUUUGGGGGACAAUGAGCCGCUCAUCAAUUUGAAGAAGAGCAGCGAGGAUCUUAGUGGGGAUCAGGAGGCCAAGCCAACCACACUGAUGCUGUGCGCCCAGCACCAGCGCACCCACGACAACAAGAAGCACUCCGGAAUGAAGUUCAACUUUGAGCAAUAUCCACAGAUCGCCACCAACUACAUGAAAAGUAAAAACCUCGUCAUGUCUAACUACGAUCUGCUGAUGGACAAGGCCACCAAGUUGGAAGCUAGCGAAGCGGCGGCUCUGAAGGGAAGUGACAGCACUGCCACGCUGGCGGCCAGCAGCAGCUCCACCGCAGCCCUGCCUCCCAAUCCGGCUGCCCCCAAUGCCACGACGGCCAGCGGUGAAAGAUGUGUAAUCUGCAGUAGCGGCACCACUUCUGCUACCUGGAACCAAACGCCCUCGAACGCCACCGAAUUGGAGUUCGAGACGGACGAAGUCCACUGCUACAGCCAAAGUGGCAACUCCAGCUCCAUGGCAUUGCAGUCCGUGAACUCGGCUGCCUCUAUUGAUACCCUUAAGUCGGCCGUAACCGUGGAGCCUCAGAGUCCAACGAUUCCCAGUCAGGUUCAGACCACCUACGUGCGUAAACAGCAGCCCAAGAGGGUGCCAUCGGGACGUAGUUCUGUCUCCUCGGUGGCCGCCAAGUGUGCGGCCGUGAAUGUGUCUCAGCAACUACUGAAGCUGCCCGUUCCUGGCAUCAAGGAGCUGCCGCAGGAUGACGAUUCGCCAGGCGAUCAGUUGAGGGCAGGCUUCAUUCCAUCGCUGUUGCUCAGUGUCAGCGAUCACUACGUUUCGGAUAUGGUGUUACAGGGUACCUGUGCUCCGCCCAACAAGUGGGAGAUGGAUCUUCGCGAGGAUCUGGCCCUGGCCGCACGCUCCGCCUCUCUGAUCUCACAGCCGGCGGAGAACAUAGCCAUUGUGGCGGACAUGGACAAGUGGGAUGUGCGUCUCAUCUCCUCGCAAACCCAGCAGUUUCCAUAUGCCGGCGGCCAGAGCUCGCCGGUGGGCAUGUCUCAGUUGGUGUCCAGCAUGCUGGAGACCGUCCAAGCCAUGCACGCUGGCGGUAUACCUGCCUAUGAGUGUCUGUCGUUUCUGGAAUCGAAGCUGCAGGAAAUCUAUCUUCAAUCGGAGACACUGGCAGCCUUUCUGCUAGAAACGGAUCCAUGUCGACUGAGCGACAUCACUACACCGCUGCAGCUGUCCGAGAACGAUGUGCCGCUGUUGCUGUCCAUCGCCUACAUACAUACACCUAAGAUCAGUCGCAAGUGCGGCAUUAGCUUCAGAUGACAAGCCAAGACAUUGCCAAACAUCGAACCAUUUUAAAAACUGUACCAACCAAUCAUCAUCAUCAGAGAUCAUGCAUCAUCCAAAGCAAAACAAGCAAAUACUCCAGCGAAUUUUCAUUUCACUGAUUAUGUGAUAUAUAUUUAUACGUGUAUGAAUCUAGCGCUUAAAAGCAGGAUACAUUAGUGAGCCAUAGCUUAGCCUUAGCCCUCGAACCCCCACAUACCAUGUACACACAUUCAUAUAUUUAGUUUUUAAUCGACUGGAUGCAAGCCGUCGUGGUCGUUCAUCGAAAUUUAUCACAUCCACUCAUCGCGGUCACAUUGAAGUAUUGUAAAUUAUUCGAACUAGAUUUAGUUGGGUGGGAAUGGGUCGGACGAUGGCGAUGGCGUUUGACGGUGACGAUUACAACCAUGAUUAUAAAGACUCCGGCUUAGCAGCACUCGACACGGACCAUCGGAAUCGAUAUCUUGCCCCCAUACCGCUCCACUUUGUACACUUUGUAGUGCUUGAUUUAGAUUUAAUAAUUUAUGACAGCAGUAAUAUAAUCAUAGAAUUAAUUGUAUACACUUACAAUACCAUAGGGAUGGAGUGCAGCUACUAAAAUAAUUUAUAAUGCAUUCGAGCUAACUAAAACAACAAAUAAAUCAAAAUAUGUAUAUAUUUUUGCAAAGAAUAUACAAGAAUUUUAAAAAAGAUAUACCCU